CGCGGUGGCGGACCAGCUGGGCAGUGGAGCCUCGAAGCCCAGUUCCGGGGCGUGCACGGCUUCGCAGCAGACCGCCAGGAAAAAGAUGCAAGCCAACCCUAUCCGCAUCCCAGCAGUUAUCAGUGACAACGACUGGGACUUCUGCUUCAACCUGUCACAGCAAACCAGGACUCCAGAAUACCAGCAAACAGGUGAACUAUAUCCCACUUGUGGGCCUGGAGAGAGUGAAGAAGACAUUACAGUUCAGAAAGAGAAGAUGGCUAUUGUCUGUAUGUCUUUUCCUGAAGAGAAAUUAGCUCAGUCACAGAAGAAAGUAGCUCAACUGAUUAAGAAAAAAAUGAAUACCCAAGCAAACAGGGAGCUGAUACGAUGUGUUAUCCUCUCUCAGAGUAUUUUUGGAGAAGAACACUAGAAAUAUGCACAAGCUUUGACUAACCUGGCUUAUGGCUCCCUGACACUGAGAGGCCUCCCAGCCCAAGCCAAGGAACAUGCUGAAUCUGCCAAGAACACACUCUUGACCUGGAAGGGAAAAACAACCUCAAACAAGGAGAAAAAGGAAAUCACAGAAGCUCUGGUCAUGCUCUACUACACUCUGGGAGUGGCCUGGCUCCUACAGAACCAUGGCAGAGAGGCCUAUUUCAACCUGAAGAAAGCAGACAGAAACAUAAAGGGGCUGAAAGAAUUGAACAAGGGAGAUGUUUGUGGAUUACAGGUCUCAGAGAAAGACCUAACAAUUGCAUUGGGCAGAGCCUCCUUGGCUAUCCACAAGUUGAACCUAGCUCUGGCAUAUUUUGAAAAGGCAAUUGGCAGUGUUAUUGCUGUCAAGGGUGAUGGCACAUCAGAUCUGAUCAGUCUGUAUGAGGAGAUUGCCCAGAUAGAGCAGCUGAGGAGGAACCACAAGCAGGCCAUCCAGUACUUGAAGCAGGCUCAUUCUAUCUGUGUUUCUUCGUUCACUGAAAUCAGCUCCCAAACUGCAGAGGUGGGCGCAUUAUUAGCCAAAGCUUAUGCCAUGUCUGGAGAGCCCCAGCACAAGGAUGCUGUUGAGGUGUAUUUUGCAAGAAGUACCAGUGCAUAUCAAGCAACACUGGACACAAAGAACUGUGUAACAUUGACCACCAUUGAAGAAUUUUGCAAAUGGCUUGCCCAAAUUGGGAAAAAACAGGUAAAUAUGUCUAACUCAUAGAUGUAAUCACUAGUUUGUUUAUUAGACCUGGGCAAUCUUUUUUCAGGUCACAAUUCAGAAAGUGGAGCUGAGACAAAUCCCAGGUAAAACUAGAAAUAACACACAGGGCUGGUGAUGGGUGGAAUUUUAAUAAAAAAGCAUUUUUCUUGGAUCUCUGUACCUGAAGUCCUUUAUAUCCAGGACAUAGAUAAACUCUAACUUAUUCAUUUAAUAUUUUAAAUAAAAAUUGGCCUCCACCAAUUUGGACCUAGCUACCAAUGUUUUUUCUUUCAUAAUGGUUUUUCCCUCUGACAUUCUUCUCUUAUUGGGCACAAUUUUGUUUUCACAUUAUAAAAAGUUAUAGAACUGCGAAAAAGGUGAUAUUAUAAAUAUAGCAAUACCCUGUUCACAAACUUAAUUAUUUCCACAAUUCUGGUUGCAAACUGAAUUGGACAAGAACCAAAUCAAAUUUCCACAUAAGG
Molecule: messenger RNA, 1644 nt
Organism: Heterocephalus glaber (naked mole-rat)
Lineage: Eukaryota; Metazoa; Chordata; Mammalia; Rodentia; Bathyergidae
Gene: Ttc23l
Product: tetratricopeptide repeat domain 23 like
Molecular function (GO): protein binding
Source: RefSeq, a predicted model, not a curated record